AUGGACUUGUUUGACGAAGUUAAGAAUCUGGCAGUCAGUGCCGCAUACGACGAGCCCGAUGAGGAUGACCCUUCCCAAGGCACGAUCAAGAUGUUCCAAGAGCGCUUUGGUUACACGUACGACCAAGCAGCAGAACUUGUCGGAAUCACCAGGAACGUCAAGAUUGCAGCUGCUACAACCCACCAAGCAAUUUUAUCUCCAGCAAAAGCACGCACUAUCUAUGCGCUGAAACUCGACGGCCCAAUCUCCACUCCGCAAAAGGUCCAAACCGCCGCGAAUCUUUCCACGGUGCCAGAGUCUUACCAUGGUAGCAACGAGGGAGGAGAUGCUGCUUUCUGCAAGGUGGACGGUCGUUCUAAGAUAGCCAUCGAGAAUUGGCUUUCCACACAGAAGGAAACUACUUUCAAACCCUUGUUUGUACCUGAAGGGCGAGCAUACAAGGAAUUAUGUCCGGAUUCCCUUUAUCCCACACUUGGCAAAGACACAACGCUCCCACAAUACCGGCCCCAGAGUCUACAUCUGCUCGAACAAGCGCCCUCCUUUGGUCGAACGUGCAAGCAAUUUCCCGUCUGGUAUUUCUUCUAUGGUACGCUGACAGAUAUCCCGAAACUCCACAGUCUACUCUCUCUCUCUGAAGACGAGGUACCGAUCUUGCAUGAAGCGGGUGUGGUGGGCGCGAUGAUGAAGAGUUGGGGUAUGGGAAAAUACAAUGCUCUUGUCAAUGGGCCGGAAAGCAGUUGUGUCGGAGGAUCGGCGUGCCUGGUUAUGUCAGAGGAGCAUGAGUAUGCGUUGAGGAAAUAUGAGACGAGCGCGUAUGAAGUUGUGAGGUGUUUGAUCCAGAUGAAUGGCAUUGUUGUUAAGGGAUGUACGUUCAGAUUUGCGGGUGAAACGGAUUGA
This is a messenger RNA of Lachnellula hyalina, 897 nucleotides long. RefSeq lists its product as uncharacterized. NCBI's taxonomy places the organism in Eukaryota, Fungi, Ascomycota, Leotiomycetes, Helotiales, Lachnaceae. Bases 1 to 897 code for a protein of 298 amino acids. The record is from RefSeq and is a predicted model, not a curated record. The transcript has a single exon.